AGAAAAAACUGUUCGCUCAAACAGGUGGAAAGGGAUCGGUGGGGGCUCGAUCUCAUACAGGGAUGCCGGUGAGGCGGCGACGCAGGCGGUCUACGAUGGGAUCCAGUGUCCGCUGGUCUUCCCAGUGGAUCGAGCCGAGGCGCUCAAGGCGAUCCAGCGGCGCCCGGCCUUCUCAGUGGAUCCAGCCGAGGCGCGCCAGGGAAUCAUCCUUGGGUUUGGAGUUGGUGACCGAGGAGGAGGCGGCACCGGCGAUGGCGAGCAAGCCGUGCACGAGGCCACGGCGACUCCACAAAGUCUGCUCCGCUCUCCCCGACCCUCGACGGCGUGCUCUCCGACCUCCACUCCCUCCUUCUCUCCACGCUCGCCGCGUCGCUGCCCUCCCCGUCACCAUGGCGACGAUGUUCUAAAGACUCGAGGUCAUUGACCCUCAUCAAGGCAUCUAAGAUGGAGCGACCUGUUAAUGUCGUGGACACAUAUUUUCUAUUUGAUCAUGUAUGCUCCUGUAGCCAUGUUCUUAAGUUGUUUUAUGUAGUCCUACAUACAAUUGAACUCAGAACACAUGGUCAUGCCUCUGCUAAAGUUACUUGGAACUUUUACAUGCUAAGACCAUAUCCUCCUCAUGUGUAAUUUUCUUGAAAUGACAAGCCCUUAUGCCGGUGCAUUUUGCAAUGUGCCUUCUGAUUAAUGUGUCGAA
This is a messenger RNA of Triticum aestivum (bread wheat), 694 nucleotides long. RefSeq lists its product as uncharacterized. The coding region runs from base 63 to 407 and encodes 114 amino acids. The record is from RefSeq and is a predicted model, not a curated record. Lineage: Eukaryota; Viridiplantae; Streptophyta; Magnoliopsida; Poales; Poaceae. The transcript is spliced from 2 exons.